UUAUGUUUUGAUUUGGCGGUUAAUGGUGUAGGUUAAUUAAUAUUAAUACGAAUACUUCACUUUGUCUUCGUCUGACUCUGACUAGACUACUGAAUUCUGACUUUGUUCGGGAUGGCAGAACAAAAAGAAGAGUAUAAAACCCCUGGUGAAGACGAGGUAGUAGAUGUUCUCUUUGAUGUAACCACAAGAAGAAGCGCCGUACCUAAGAGAGUGGCAAACAUUGAAACAGAAAUUCUUCGACAAAGACAAUAUCUAGCAGAAAAUGUCACAGUAUUGCCUAGUAUGGAUACCAAGAAGGUUGCAACUAAGUAUCCGCUGAAGAAGUCUUUAUCUGCAGUGAAAGAAUCUUCUGAUAAAAAGGGCCAAGAGAUGAUGACUCGUACCAAAUUCCUUUGUGAAAGGGCGGACGCUUUGAAAUCUGCACUUGAACAAGCUAAAAGUGAAAAAGAAAAUAAAGAAAAAAAUUAGAUAUUGAUAGUUAUUGUGGAGCACAAUCGGUAUUUAAAAGACAUUUACUACUGUGUGAAAUGUUGUUGAUUUCCUUUUGUAAUUGUAUUACGUUUCUAUAACUUGUUGACUUUCUAAGGCUUUCCCAAGCUUUUGGCAAAAUUAGAUGUAGGGAAUUUGUUAUUAAACAAUACAACGUACAUUUCAUGAUAUUUAACAUUCGUAAACUUACAUAACUUUUACUUUGUGUUGAGUAUAGUUUUAUAGGUUAUCAAUAGGUCUGCUGGAAAAAAAUAUUUUAUUGAUAUCCUAAAGGUUUCAAAGCUUUGUUUAACCUUGCAUUUAAUACUGUGUUGUAAGUACUCAUAUCGUGGGUACACAGGUUAACUUAUAUUACCUAUUGAUUGGUGAUAGGUUACAUUGAAAGGUUUCCAUAACGUACAGUUUUCUUAUUUAAAUACUCAAGUUAAAUGUAGUUGUUUACCUAUUGUUGUGUUAUAAGUUACCUGAUGUAGUAUUUAUGUUAGAAACAAAGUGGUUUCUAGUGUUUCCUUGGUUGGUUUUGAUAUUUAAUAA
Molecule: messenger RNA, 1023 nt
Organism: Macrosteles quadrilineatus (aster leafhopper)
Lineage: Eukaryota; Metazoa; Arthropoda; Insecta; Hemiptera; Cicadellidae
Exons: 4
Coding region: 112-468 (118 amino acids)
Source: RefSeq, a predicted model, not a curated record